Messenger RNA from Diprion similis, 2071 nucleotides. It is a transcript of the gene SCOT, whose product is annotated as probable succinyl-CoA:3-ketoacid coenzyme A transferase, mitochondrial. Gene Ontology annotation, biological process: ketone body catabolic process. The record is from RefSeq and is a predicted model, not a curated record. The transcript has 7 exons. Gene Ontology annotation, cellular component: mitochondrion. Bases 255 to 1865 code for a protein of 536 amino acids. NCBI's taxonomy places the organism in Eukaryota, Metazoa, Arthropoda, Insecta, Hymenoptera, Diprionidae. Gene Ontology annotation, molecular function: succinyl-CoA:3-oxo-acid CoA-transferase activity.
AACGAAAUGCUGGAACAGCCUUGAUAUCAGGCCGGUCUCUUCCUUGGCAAUUAAGAAUGUAAAACUAAAAAGCUGACUAAAGUCAAGGGUCACCGAAUACUUACCGUUCCAUAAUACAUGUAGAUAGUUGCUUGGUUAAUAAUUAUUCGCGAAUUCUAAGCAGUAUUCGUUAUUCGAGUGAUGUGUGAACGCCGUCUCGAUUGAGCUAACCUACGUUCUCACACCGAAAUUAAACGUAACUGCUGUCGACAAUAAUGGCAUUUUUGACUAGCAAUAUCGUCGGAAUUUUUACAAGACGAUGUAAAAUUACUUGUAAGCAAAUAAAGUUAACGAGGGUUUGCAUCACGCGUUUUUCCACCGAAGCUGACGCAAAGAAUGAAGAAUCUGAAUCACUGAAACCCCCAGCCGGAGAUGGGAAGAUAUUCAAAUCAGCCGAGGAGGCUAUCUCCGACAUACCAAAUGGAGCCAAGCUGCUGGUCGGUGGCUUUGGCCUCUGUGGUAUCCCUGAAAAUCUUAUCGCAGCCCUUCUCAAAAGGGGAUCCACUGAACUGACGGUAGUCUCUAAUAACGCUGGUGUAGAUGACUUUGGGCUAGGCUUAUUGCUGAAGCAGAAUAGAAUAAAACGCAUCAUUGCUUCCUACGUCGGAGAAAAUGCCGAAUUUGAGAAACAGUAUCUGUCCGGGGAGCUGGAAGUUGAACUAACACCACAGGGCACUUUGGCUGAGCGAAUUCGAGCUGGUGGGGCUGGUAUACCUGCCUUCUACACAGCCACCGGCUUUGGGACAAUGGUGCAGGAUGGAAGCGCAGUUAUAAAGUACGAUUCUAAAGGUGGAGCUGAGAUAUCGGGAGAGCCGAAGCAAGAUGGUCAAUUUAAUGGGCAUAAUUAUGUUCUGGAAACUGCAAUCACCGGUGAUUUUGCACUGGUGAAAGCCUGGAAGGCGGACAAGGCGGGAAACCUGAUAUUCAGAAAGUCAGCUAGGAAUUUCAAUCCUGUUAUGUGCAAAGCCGCAAAGGUAACAAUAGCUGAAGUGGAGGAAAUUUUAGAUGUUGGGGAAUUGGACCCCGACAACAUACAUGUACCUGGAAUAUACGUCAAUAGAAUAAUCAAAGGUCCUUCGUAUGAGAAACGGAUUGAGAAAAUUACAACAAAGAAGGCUGCUAAACCAAAGAAAGCAACUCCUGCUGGUAAAGCCAGGGAAAGGAUCAUCAGACGGGCGGCGCUAGAAUUCAAAAAUGGAAUGUAUGCAAACUUGGGAAUUGGUAUCCCUAUGCUAGCUAGCAACUAUAUUCCCAAAGGAAUCAAGGUCACUCUUCAAUCGGAAAACGGGAUUCUUGGUCUAGGCCCAUUCCCUAACGAAAACGAUGUAGAUGCUGAUUUAAUCAAUGCUGGCAAAGAAACGGUCACCGUUUUGCCAGGCGCUUCUUAUUUUGGAAGCGAUGAAAGUUUUGCCAUGAUUAGAGGUGGUCAUAUUGAUUUGACAAUCCUUGGUGGAAUGCAAGUGUCCCAAAACGGCGACUUGGCGAAUUGGAUGAUUCCAGGAACGAUGGUGAAGGGAAUGGGUGGUGCAAUGGAUCUUGUUGCAGCAUCUAAUACCAAAGUUGUCGUAACUAUGGAACACAAGUCACGUGACGGACGCCCUAAAAUAUUGGCUAACUGUACGCUACCAGUUACAGGUCAAGGAUGCGUCAACCUAAUCAUCACUGACCUUGCCGUAUUUGAAGUUAUACAAGGUGACGGUUUAAGACUCAUUGAACUAGCGCCAAAUGUCGAUAUCACAGAGGUUAUUAGCUCUACAGGAUGUGAGUUUGAUGUUGCUGAAGAUCUGAAAGUAAUGGGUCAAGUGGAAGUUGACGAUGACGCUUAAAACACAUAUAAAGUGUCAAUUUAUUAAUAUGAUGUUCUAAUAUCAGGUAAGAUUUUUUACGCUAAAAUAAUUCAACAGUAGAAAUAAUCGCCGGCAGUUGUAAUAAUAAUUUUCAUCGAGAAUCACCAACCAUUAUGAAUUCAUUAGUCAUUUUCAGUAAUACUUUAUUUUAACAAGGGCAAAUACACAGCGUUGAGUCAAAUAUA